This is a messenger RNA of Nicrophorus vespilloides, 1542 nucleotides long. RefSeq lists its product as uncharacterized. Bases 298 to 1158 code for a protein of 286 amino acids. The transcript is spliced from 2 exons. NCBI's taxonomy places the organism in Eukaryota, Metazoa, Arthropoda, Insecta, Coleoptera, Silphidae. The record is from RefSeq and is a predicted model, not a curated record.
GGGUGUGUGUGCGUGUUGUAUGUGCAUAUACACCAACAAUAGUCGCAGUGGGGAAGAAUCGGCUCGGUGGCAGCAGUAUAAAGCAGAUAGAAAGUUCUUUGCUCGCCUGUUUGGAUUAGCAGAGGUUUGUCAGUCGUCGGUGGUGUUUGGUGUCCGAAGUGAACAGAAGAGAAGAAAAAUAUAUACGCUGAGAACGAGCGAGAAGAGGAGACACAUAGAUAGACACACAGAUUUGAAGAGCAAUAGAGCGUGCAAGUGGAUUUUAUCUUCGUAGCAAAAGGAGGAACUGCAAACAACAUGAGGUCGUCCCAUCUAUUUGUCUUUACCAUUCAGUUGCUGCUGCUGCUGGUGGCUCUGUCCUCGGGAUAUCCGCAAAAUUUGCAAAAUGCUGCACCUUCAUCAUCAUCAUUGUUAGUGGAUGAUCAGCAGGCGGCGGCUGCCGAAGGAGAAAGAGACGAAUACGUCGAAGCGCUCGAGCAGGAGGAAUCACGAAACGGGGAGCAAUUCGAAGGAAGCGAAUCUUUCUACCCAUCGUUCGCGCCUUUGCACAAUCCACCUUUGGGUCAUUCCAGACCGUUCUAUCAGCAGGAGAGGGCGUACAGUCAUAGACCGACUGGAUACCAGCAGCAGCAACAGCUCGGGUUUGAUAGCGGCGCCCGUUUCAGCGGCUACAAAAGCGACACGUCUUCAGCGGAUUCCAACAGUCAAGGCCUUCUGGGUUCCGGGAACUUUGGUGUGAUCAGAGGUGGCACGUUCUUCGGCGACAGCGACGGUGAUGCUUCCGGUUACGAGCAGUACGGAUCUUACUACCAGAACGGACACGGAAGACCCUCGUUCUACUUCCCGAGCAACAACCCGAAACCGAGGCAGUUCCAGCAGUUCGAGAACUUCAGGGAUUUCGCGGACAUCAACGUUCCAUCCUCGUACUCGCAUUACGUCGUAGUUUACGCUAAUAAGAACAGCACGACGCAGGAGGAAGCAAUCAGAAGGCCGAAGAACAUCAUCGAGCAUCUGCAGCUCUUGGACGCAGCGGAACAGAAGAAACUCUCCAAAUCCAAGAGGAAACUUUCCUUGACUUCCUCCACGGAUAAGAAGAGGCCGCGAUGGAACAAACCUUCACCGCGGGAUCUCCGCGAACCUCUUCUCGCCCUCAGCUGAAGACAUCAUCAACUUAGCUAUUAUUAACACCAACAUUUUUUCCCCAAAACCUUUAAUUAUCCUUUCUUAUUGUAUUUUAUUAUUUCUUUCGUUUCAACUUCGCAGGACCGUACCUGACUGUUUACUUUAAUUUCUAUUUUUAUUUCAUCCAUUUAUUAUUUUUCCUUUUUUUCCCUGAUCGAGUGCGAAUGCGUGUGAUAUAUAUUACUAAAUGAAUGCCCUCUAGUUAUUAAGUAGUUUGUUUGUUUUUGUUUAAGUGGAGCAACAGAGCCAUCAAAACGUAAUUUAAUUAGUUAUCUUUUAAGGAGACGAAUACAAAUAAGAAUGUAAGAGAAAAUGAAAAAAAAACACAAAUCAACUAUGUAUAUAUAUAUAUAAUUAUUA